AUUUUAUAAGCAACAAUAAAAUUUUAAUACAAUAAUGUUCAUCAAUUAGAAAUAAUAAAUUCAAAUAAUAACAAUUUUAUAUUUAAUGUUAAAACUUAUCGAAUGAGUCAUAAUUAGAUGAUUUUGAAAAGUUUGAAAAAUAACAGAGUAUAAUCUUAAUGGAUAAAAGCAAUAUAAAAAAAAUGCAUGUGUACUAUAUGACAAUAAAAAUAAAAUUAAUCAAUAAAAAUGUAAUUAUUUAACUAUGUAGUAGUAAAAGAGUGACAAAGAAAUACGAUGUGGCAACCAAUAACGGUUCACCACAUGUAACAUUCCUAGUUUCAGCCAGUCAUAUCAAAGACUGAUGCAACUGUUGUUCUAGGAUAUUCUUUGGCUAGUCAAAUGCUGCAGUUCGUCAGUACAGUUACAUCAGUUAGAAACGCAUAUGGAAUUUUCUGAUAGGCAGUGUUAUGCUUCAUAUCAGUCGCUUUCCGAUAGUCGGUGGCUUAAGAAGUUUGGAAAGAUAAAGUGGUGAAAUUUUAAGACAAGUGACAAUAGUAAAUUAAUUUAUAUUUUAUGGCUGAUUAUGAACGUAUUGAAAAGUGUUAUAAUCACGUUGCCUAAGGGCCUGUCAUCAAAGGCGCCUGGCAUUAUUUCAACAAGCGAAUUACCAAAGUCUGUGCCGAAAUUAAAUUUUACUACUUCUAUGUUAACUAAUAAAUCGAAUAUGGAUACAAAAAAAAUUACUAAACACGAAGAAAUUCAGGAUGAAAGUAUAUCAUUCAAAACAGAUGUUUGUGUUCGCGGAAAAAAACGACGGCUGGAUCAUUUGACAUGGGAAGAAAAACUUCAGAGGAAGAAAUUAAAAAAUAGAGUAGCAGCUCAAACAUCUCGGGAUCGUAAAAAGGCUAAACUUGAUGAAUUAGAAGAAACUGUUCGAAGGUUAAGAGAACAAAAUGAAUUAUUGACACAGGAAUGUUCAAUGUUAAGAUCGCAGAAUGAAGUGCUAAUUACAGAAACAAAAAGAUUGAGGAAAGAAAGAGAAAUCAAGAACACAGAAGAUUUUGUUUGUUCCAUGUGCCAGAGUCGUGUCAGCUGUGCUGUGUCCUCACUGGGAUCUACAGUAUCCUCCACUCACCCUCUGCAGCAGGGUGGAACAACACAGCUGGCAUCAACUCUGACACUAACUCCAGGAGCAACAAUUCUUCUGAAGAUUCUGACCAUCUACUUCCUCUUGAAGAAUUGUUUAGUGAACUCCAAGGAGAUGAUUAUAUCGAACGACUUGAAAAACUUGCAGAAAGCCUUUUGCGAGAAGUUACAGCAGAAGUGGAAGCAAAUCCUCAUAGAACAAAUGAACAAGCAACAGUCAAGGAAAAUACCACUGAGGAAUGUCACUAUUCAGAAAGAGUGGUGGGGCAGACAUCAAAAGAUGUGGAAACCAAUGGAACCUGUAGAAGCAUGAAUAUACAUCAAUCGUGGCAUCCUGUUUCUAGCACAGCCAGUACACCUUAUACCACAAGUACGAGCAUACCCAUGUCAAUAAAAUCAGAGAUUGAAAUAAAACAAGAAGUCGAUAUGACACAUGAUUUAGACACUAUUUAUGGUACUUAUGACGAAGCAACCAAUUCCGUAAUGAUCAUUUAUCCUGGAGAUGAAACCAAUGUAAGCGUUCAAGAAUGCGUUCAAGAAGUAGUUACAGAUAGUAUUUGCACAAACGAAGAUUCAACAUAUUUAACACCGAAUUAUUAUGUCAAUCACUUAUCUCCAUGUUACACGAACACGGAUUCUAUGUCACCUUCGAGUAUAUAUUCCGAAGAAAUGGAAACUAAUUGUACACAUUCCAAAUUGGAUUCUAAUGCAUCUGAUUGUGGAUACGAAUCGCACGGUUCUCCGAAUUCUGAUAUACGACACGAAAAAAAUAACGUUACUUUGACGGAUCUUUGGCACGAAAGUUUUUCUGAAUUAUUUCCCACACUAGCAUGACAGAUUUCUCAGAAGAAGAAAAUUUAAAAUAUGUCUGUGAUAUUCGUUACUUUUAUUUGCGAAGAAAUCAUUGUCCUGACUAAAAAAUUAUUUGUUCUUUUUAUACUAGUGUAUUAUAAGUAGCACAGAAAUUGAUAUAAAUCACUUUAUAAACUGAAAGCACAGAUAUAAAGUAUAAUUUUUAUACAUGUUUUUAUUUUGUACAUGUAUUUGUAAUAUUAAAUUUGAUUUAACACUCGCUAUUUAUAUCGUUGUAAAAAUUUUUUAAAUAAAAUAGUAAUUACUAAUGUAUAUAAUACUUGGUAAAUGUUUAUCAUAAAAAUAAUAGUGUGCUGUGCAACAGUAUGCCAAAUAAACAAUAAAUGAAUUUAAAAAA
Molecule: messenger RNA, 2338 nt
Organism: Apis cerana (Asiatic honeybee)
Lineage: Eukaryota; Metazoa; Arthropoda; Insecta; Hymenoptera; Apidae
Gene: Xbp1
Product: X box binding protein 1
Biological process (GO): regulation of DNA-templated transcription
Cellular component (GO): nucleus
Molecular function (GO): RNA polymerase II transcription regulatory region sequence-specific DNA binding; DNA-binding transcription factor activity, RNA polymerase II-specific
Source: RefSeq, a predicted model, not a curated record